UGGGGCGGGAGGGUUUGGGGAAGGCUCCCACCCUCCCUCAGUCCUCUGAAGGAGCCUGAUCCACGCUCUACCCAAGACUACCCCAGCUCCCGGGAAUCCCUGGGGCCUCCUCUCCUGCCUCAACAGUCCUGCUGGUCUUCUCAUCCCCUGGAGGACAGCAAGGCCAUGGUUUGGCCCCUGCUGCUGCUGCUGCUGCUGCUAUUGUCACCAGCACUUCUGCAAGCUGGAAACUCAGCAGGAUCCAGAGCAAACUAUGCCUAUGGGGUCGACCAACCAAAACACCUCUCAGCACCCCAGGGUGGCUCCAUUCAUAUUUCCUUCUCCUUCUAUUACCCAAAGGAGUUAGCAAAAGAUCCCACAGUGAGUAUAUCCUGGAGACGGGGCCAUUUCCACGGGGAAUUUAUCUACAAUAAGACCCCAGCUUUCACCCAUGCGGAUUACAAGAACCGGCUCUUCCUGAACUGGACAGAGAAGCAGACGUCGGGCUCCCUCAGCAUCUGGAACCUGCAGAGGAAGGACGAGUCCGUGUACUUCUGCCGGGUCACACUGAACACACAGAGUGGACGCAGGGAGAUGUGGCAGUCCAUCCUGGGGACCACACUCACCAUCACUAGCGGUGAGUCCACCUGCCCCGGCAGCUGCCAGAGCCACCCCAGCUGGGGCUUUGGGUGACCACUAGUGUCCUUGUCCCCCAGACAUCACCUCAGGCCCCACUCCUUCUGACCUUUCUCUCAAACUCCU
This is a messenger RNA of Galeopterus variegatus (Sunda flying lemur), 741 nucleotides long. Its product is annotated as paired immunoglobulin-like type 2 receptor beta. The transcript has 2 exons. Lineage: Eukaryota; Metazoa; Chordata; Mammalia; Dermoptera; Cynocephalidae. The record is from RefSeq and is a predicted model, not a curated record. Gene Ontology annotation, molecular function: MHC class I protein binding. Bases 166 to 672 code for a protein of 168 amino acids.